CUAGUGAAGCACAGAGGGAGAAGGUGAGAGAGUGAGGCAGAGGUAAAGAGAUGCUGCACCUGUGCACGAUCACCUGACUACAACUUUGAGCGAGGUUGAAGACGGCGCAGGCAUGGAAAGGCAGUUUCUCAUCUGAGACAAUAGUCGUCAAAAAGGCCUGCCAGUAUCUGUCGAUGCCAUGGCUGAACCAAGCUGGUGGAAGCUGACCUUCAGCCGCAAGAAGAAAUCUGAAGCUAAGGUGCUCUACGAGAUCCCAGCCGAACAUGGCAGCAACACUGGGCACAAAGAGCCUUCAAGCCACAGUUCCCCUCCAGAUCAUAUGGACAGCCAGUUAAGUGCAAGACUGGAGAAAAUUGUGGAUAAAUCUGCAACGAAAGGCCGCCAUGUCAAAGUGUCCCACUCUGGUCGCUUCAAGGAGAAGAAAAAAGUCCGUGCCACGCUGGCGGAGAACCCUAGCCUGUACGCUGAGCAUACGCUCAGUGACGAGAACCACAAAACCAACAAACAGACUGAAACAUAGUGCACAUGCUGCUGUGACAAAGUACUUGAUCACAAAGGUGUCAUAUGUCAGUCACGCACAGGAAAGGCUAGAAAAUAACAAAAAGAGGUAUACCAGCAACAACAAUAUCGACAUAAUGGACAUGCAAGGUGGAUAAACAUUGGUCACUAUGAUUUUAGCACCACACCCAGGCAGAUAAUGGACUCUAACUCACACCAGUGCAAACAGGCGAUAACAGAAGACAGCCAUUAGACAUUUACAGAAGCAGAACAGGAAAACAAGAAGAUAUGUUCAAAAACGAUCAGUGAAAAACAAGUUAAAUAUACAUAUCAAUAAAUAAAUAAACAACACUAUGACUGUGUAAAUGUAAUUUUAAGUUUUUAUUUUAUAUAGUUUGGAAUGAAAAGUUUUUUUAAUGUCUGAAUUAGCAGACAGUUAAAAAAAAUAAAAUCACUUUUUUUCUGUAACAUUUUUUAUGAACAAAGCAAGUCCACACUUGAUUUUGAUUUUUUUUUUUUAAGUACACUUGGAUUUGUCACCGAUAAGGCAAGUUAAUAUCUGCUGUAUAAACAUUCUUUUUCUGCAUUCUUCAAGCCUUUUUGUUUUGUUUUUAAUAAAUGGAAUAUGUGUUAUAAACUGGUCCCUUUUAUUUUUCUCCACUCCGCAUAUAAACGCA
Molecule: messenger RNA, 1175 nt
Organism: Thalassophryne amazonica
Lineage: Eukaryota; Metazoa; Chordata; Actinopteri; Batrachoidiformes; Batrachoididae
Gene: prr15lb
Product: proline rich 15 like b
Exons: 2
Coding region: 179-520 (113 amino acids)
Source: RefSeq, a predicted model, not a curated record